This is a messenger RNA of Debaryomyces fabryi, 480 nucleotides long. It is a transcript of the gene APS3, whose product is annotated as Aps3p. The transcript has a single exon. Gene Ontology annotation, cellular component: intracellular membrane-bounded organelle; membrane coat. Gene Ontology annotation, biological process: intracellular protein transport; vesicle-mediated transport. Bases 1 to 480 code for a protein of 159 amino acids. The record is from RefSeq and is a predicted model, not a curated record. NCBI's taxonomy places the organism in Eukaryota, Fungi, Ascomycota, Pichiomycetes, Serinales, Debaryomycetaceae.
AUGAAAUUCUAUACCCUCGUGGACAUACCUACCCAGAGAUUAUUAUUACAACAAGUAUAUCAAUUAAUAUCAGUAAGAACACCACAAGAGUGCUCAUUUAUAACGCCCCCACCGUUAUUAGAAGAUCUAGAUGACAUAAAAGUGAUCUACAGACACUAUGCCACCUUAUAUUUUGUAUUUAUAGUAGAUGACCAAGAGAGUGAAUUAGGUAUACUAGACUUGAUCCAAGUGUUUGUUGAAUGUUUAGACAAGUGCUUCACUAAUGUAUGUGAAUUGGACUUAGUUUUUGGAUGGCAAGUAUUGCAAACGGUCCUAGAGGAGAUCGUACAAGGUGGUAUGGUCAUUGACACCAAUAUUCAACGAAUUGUGGCUGCAGUGGAUGAAGCAAAUAGUCAGAAACUAUCAGGUACGACUGGCAGAAAUACGGGGUUUUUACUGGGUUUAUCAAAAGAGGGUGGCUUCAGCUGGAGAAGAACGUAG